ACAGCCUAAAAAUACUGGUGUCUAUUACUGCAAAGUGUUACAAGAUAUACCAAGACUUACAAUUGUAUACGGAAAGGGGACAAGUGUAUAUAUUGUGAAUAGUUCAACAGAUGUCACAACACCAAGUCCAACAGUGACCACUUCAACUCCCUCUGGGGACAUAGUGAUGAUAUCGUCACUGUCAGUUUUAGGAAUUAUCGUCCUGAUUUUCUGCAUUGCCUUUGUCAUUCACAUACAUUACAAAAAACAGCAAACAAGUGACCUUAGAGCAAAUGGUGCCCUAGUGGAUGCUUUAGGACAACAAACUCCGAUUACUCCUGAAACUGUUGUUUAUGCUGCAAUAAACAUUCAACAAAAUCAAGAGAGCGUAAAAACAAGAAACAAGAACUGUGAAGCUCUGGUAUCUGUGUCCUAUACUGAAGAUACAGUGACUUACUCUGAAGUCCACAUAAAGAGUGAACUAAAGGAUAAAGGGUGAUUUUCAUUUUACUUUGUCUGAAUCUUGUUAACUGUAACCUUUCUGAGUUUGUAACAGUUUGAAUUAAUAAAGAUGUUAGCUUUAAUCUUCAUUUGUUUUUAAUGAAGAUUGAAUUUCAAUUGUCUUAAGCAGAAAUGUCUCCGUGAUGCAGUAAUUCUUGUUUUCUCAUCAGUGUAGGACUGUAGAUUCACCCACUCAGUCAAGAAAUUACUGAAUACGAAAUGUUGAAUAAACACACAGUCAAUAGCAAUAUAUGCACAACUCCAUGUAAUGGCAGAAUUGCUUAGCGGCCCACAGCAUCUUUAUCUUUCUGUUGAGUGCACUUAUGACUAAUAGAUUUCAAAUUAACAUAAAAUGAUAACACUGUGAAAGUUCAUUUAGUAAGAAGUGUGUUGGUUACUGCAUGCUUAAUAU
Misgurnus anguillicaudatus (oriental weatherfish) is the source of this 892-nucleotide messenger RNA. NCBI's taxonomy places the organism in Eukaryota, Metazoa, Chordata, Actinopteri, Cypriniformes, Cobitidae. The record is from RefSeq and is a predicted model, not a curated record.